This is a messenger RNA of Cetraspora pellucida, 264 nucleotides long. The record is from the annotation of a GenBank genome assembly. Lineage: Eukaryota; Fungi; Glomeromycota; Glomeromycetes; Diversisporales; Gigasporaceae.
AUGCCUUCUAAGAAAGCUAAAUGUGUUUCUAGGAGACCUAGAUUAACAAAUAAUCAAAUAACAUCUGCCUCAUCUUCAAGUAAGCAGCAACAAUCAGUCGACAUAAAGUCAGAAAGUCGAGAAGCAAAUGAUGAGGAUGAUUUAUGUGAUUCAACACAGUUGUCAGUUGAAUUCUCUAAAGAAAGCACUAAAAAAAGUUCUGAAGAGAGUUCAACCGAAUUAGACUAUAGCUAUCAUGAAGGAAAAGAAAAUAAAAAAAAAAAG